AUGUUCGAAGAUCGUCUUCUGCUCCUGCAGAACCUGGGCAAGGUCGACCGGACUCUCGACGAUAUAUUCGAAGAGCACCUACAGAAUUUCAACCGACAGCACCAGCAGUCCACCAGGUUGCAGAAGGAGUUCAACAAUUACAUAAGAUGUAUACGAGCGGCGCAGACAGCUUCGAAGUCGCUGAUGGAAGCGAUCACGGAGGUUUACGAGAGCGGCUGGUCAGGUCACGACCUGCUGUACGUCCAAGCUCAGAACAUGGAGGUCCUUUGGCAGGACUUCUCGCACAAACUCGGCGACCAAGUACUCAUACCGCUCAACACGUAUACGAACCAGUUCCCCGAAGUCAGGAAAAAAAUCGAGAAACGUGGUCGCAAACUCGUGGACUACGACAGUCAAAGGCACAGCUUCCAGAACUUACAGGCGAAUGCCGCUAAAAGAAGGGACGACGUAAAGGUGACGAAGGGACGCGAACAGCUCGAAGAGGCCAAACGCACCUACGAAAUAUUGAACUCCGAACUGCACGACGAGCUGCCAGCGCUGUACGACUCCCGGGUAUUGUUCUACGUCAACAACUUGCAAACACUCUUCUCUGCCGAGCAGGUCUUCCAUUUCGAAAGCUCCAAGGUGUUCGCUGAACUAGAAGCAGUAACGGACAAGCUAGCGAACGACUGUCAGCGCGGCUCGUACACGAAGAAGGCGAACAACGUGUCCCCUCCCCCGCUGCCCGCGCUCCCCGCCGCCCCCGCGCACAACGGGAACGCCGCGCACACCAACACCGUGCAGACGCCCCCCUCCCCCGCGCUCAACGGCGACUCCCCCACGCUCUCCGGGAACAAAGAGUCGGCUCCGGUCAAAGAGACCGCACCGGACCCUAAAGACCUCGAAACGCCCAUCAAAGAACCAGCUCCGGUCGCCAAAGAACCCGUCUCGGUUGCCGAAGAACCAACGCCGAUCAACAGCGAAACCGUUAAACCCGAGACUCCGCCCCCCACAAUCGAAACGACCAAUAGCAGCGAGCCCGCAACGGACAACAAAGUCGAACAGCUUUACGACAUACCCGUCGGACCUACUACAGUCGUCGAGAAAAUGAAUAAUAACGAAGAAACAAAUAAACAUACAAAUGUCGAACAGAAUUUAAUCGAGAAGAACGAAAAGCGAAACAGUGAGAACGCCGAGGAGGUAUACGACAUACCAGUCGGAGCGACGCUAGCCGGCCUGCCGCCCGGCGUGCUGUAUCGCGUGCGAGCCACAUACCGGUACACGCGCGAGGAUUCGGACGAGCUCUCGUUCGAAGUCGGCGACAUCAUACGCGUCGUCGAAUACGACGAUCCCGAUGAACAGGAAGAGGGCUGGCUGAUGGGCAUCAAAGAAACGACCAAUGAAAAAGGAAUGUUCCCGGCGAACUUCACGCGGCCGAUCUGAAGCUAACACGAGCGAACGCGCUUCGCUUCGUCGAGCCAGUGGACGGUAAGCUUUAUCGAUCGAACCGUAGUUGUAUGAAAAUUUUGUAAAUUUGAAAUACCAAUUCCUUGGUCCCAAUCGUAAAGGUGACUGAAGACCUCUAAAUUAACAAUGCACAAUGAGAUUUAAUUGACUAAUGAUUGAUAAAGCUUUAUUGUCCUUUCAAAGUUCGGUACAUCAUUUUUGUAUGUAUGUAUGAUUAACUCGGUCUGUUGUUUGCAAUGAAAGUAUGAAUGUCUCCACUGAAAUUAUUUAGUAAAUUGAAACGCAUUCAAGGCGACGCGUUUAGUCUUAAUUCAAUUUGAUAAUUAAUUAACCAACAGCAAAGAUUGUGUUUUUUGAUAAAUUAAAAAUCAAAGAAACGUUUUUUUUUCUUCAAUUUUUAACAUUUCACAUGUGUCGUAUGAAUAGUUAUGAUUUUGAUUUUAUUGUCAUCUAUAUUAUCAGCAAUCAUAAUGUGUUUAUUUAUAUAUUACAUCUAUUAAAUUAAUUCGAAUAAAAAUCGUGUUAACCUAGUUUAGUUUGUUGAAUGUUUAUGAACAACAUGUAUAUUUAAUUAUGAAUAAUAUGAUUAUUUUGUUUGAGAUCAUAAAGAAACAUUAAAGCAUUUUAUUUAAAAAAAAAAACUUAAAUCGAAUAGCGCUUUUGACUAAGAUUUCCUAAACGGUCAGCCAUUAUUGUGAAUAAAGAUUGUUCGCCAGGUUUUAUACUAAAUGUGUAAUAUAGUUAUUUUUUAAAUAUCAUGUUACUUAGAUUUCACAAUAACGAAGGACUGUCUUCGUAUAGAAAACAUUUUUGAUUAAUAAAUUGUCAUUAAUGACAGGUGUCAAAGGUGUUACUGUAAAAAUAUUCUAAAUAAUAUAAUAUUAUAAUAUAAUAAUUUGCUCAUUAGAAAGUGACCUUAUAAUUAAUGUUUAAAUUGGAGUAAUCAAAAUAAUAAAAAGAAUAGCGUUGAGAUUUAUAAAAAACGAAAGUUUUAAUAUUUAUUUAUUUCAGUAUUAAUAAAAAAAUUAUACUUUAAAGAUGUCAUGUUUUCUAACGAAUUUUUGUGAUUAAUAUAAUUUCACUUCGAUUGAAUUUAUUUCACAAUUUUAUGUAAUGGUAAUAAAUAUUACAACUGAAAAGAAACAGUUCUCUGUGCUGGGAUUGAAAACAAAACACUUCUAUAUUUCCAUCACGUCCGUGCAUUUCGUUUUGUUUGCAUUUCGAAAAAAAAAAAAACAUUUUUCCAUAUUCCCUAUUCACGAGUCACAAUCUUUAACGAAUACAGAUAGAUGAUCUAAAUCCAUAUACUAAAAGAUAUAUAUUGUAAAAUUUAACUUUCAAACAAAACCUGCUACGGGAUAUUUUGAACGGAACCCGUAUUAAUUAGUCUGAUAGAAAAGUUCAAUUGAUGUCAAGGUUUUGACUGAAUCUUCAAAAUAUAAUGUAACGUAGUUUAGACGCAAGCUAAAAAAAUUCAAAAUUUCUUGUAAACGUUUUUAUCCAUUGACUUUUUUCAUAAUUUAUCGCUAAUAAAAAGAAUUCACAAGAUUUAUGGUAGGUACUCGUAGGAGCAUACUUUGUUUUCACUAGAUUUACCGCAUUCUCUGUUAUAACUGUUUAGUGAAUUGAAUACUAACCAUUGUUAUUUUAAUGUUAUUAUGCUUUUAAUUGAUAAUCAUAUAUUUAUAGGUGGUUUGGAACUCAAACGUGCAUAAGUUUCAAUAAUGAAAUGUUGAGUUCCACAGCACCUAUCACGUAUGAUUGGUUGUUUGUACCCAGAACAAAAACUGAUAUUAGAACGCCAGUGUAAAACGAGGUGCUUUAAAAAUGUACAUAUAAUAUACUCCCCUGUGUAUGUACAUUAAUAGAAUAAGGAUUGAUUGAUUUGUAAUGUGUUCCAAUUUUAAUUAUUUUUUACAUUAAAAUGUUAUGUUUUUUUUUCCUGGUAACAUUUUUCGUAAUCUUUCUUAAUUCAAAAAUUUUAUUAGUAAUUAUUUAAUAUAACGAACGUAUAUCUUCCUCCAUGUAUACAUAAUAUGUUAAUGCCAAAACUGUAUUGUAUAGAUGUGGCCUUAUUUAUGGCGAUUGUCAAUGUUGUUGUAAAUGACUGAGGAAUUUUUGAAAUUUGGAAUUUUUACGUAUAGAUACAUUUAUAUUGUUGUGGCGAUAUUAUCAGCAGUGCCAUGCGAGGUCCAUAAUUUUUAAUAUAACUUAUAGUUUUGUUAGGACUUGUACAGUUUUACAACUGCAAAUAAAAUAUUUCUCACAAAAAAAAAA
Bombyx mandarina (wild silkworm) is the source of this 3723-nucleotide messenger RNA. It is a transcript of the gene Amph, whose product is annotated as amphiphysin. Gene Ontology annotation, cellular component: plasma membrane; cytoplasm. Gene Ontology annotation, molecular function: protein binding; phospholipid binding. The record is from RefSeq and is a predicted model, not a curated record. NCBI's taxonomy places the organism in Eukaryota, Metazoa, Arthropoda, Insecta, Lepidoptera, Bombycidae.